AUGGCUUGGCUGUUAAGCGAUCUCAAGAAACGAGUCAGUGAAGUGGUGACAUCAAUCGAUGCUUCACUAAAGGAGGAUUUUCCUGUCAGCGAGAAAGAGGAGGAGAAGAUAAAAGGAAAUGCGGAAGUUGACAACCAAUCCUCUGGUGAUAAGCAGUCGACUGAGCUGUCAGAUCUGGAACACCAAACGAAACACGCUGAGAAAGUCACCAUUGACGACCUACAGGAAAAGGGCAAAGCGCUAGCUUCAAAAUUACUACUCUAUGCAAAGGACACUACCGCCAAAGCUACGAAAGGAAUUGCGGCUGUGAAGAACGUGGUUGUCGAAAAUACGAUUAUUGGAGAGCUGGACCGCGAGCAGGAGGCAUUCGUGGAAGAAAUAGCUGCCAGCCGCCUACCAGAUGUUGUGGAUCCAUGGGAUGGCUUGCCAGAUCGAGAGUUUGCGAAGAAGAAAAUUCUGGCGCUAUCUCUGGAUCCUCACAACUUCAUUCGUGAAUCACCUGGAGACUGUGACUUCGAUAUGGCUACACAACAGGCGAUGGCCAGACGGCUGAUGGAUAUUGACCCGAACUUGAGCCGUGUUCGUUUUGAGCUGGUGCCCAAGAAGUUGAGCGAAGAGAAAUUCUGGCGAAAUUAUUUCUAUCGCGUGUCACUGAUCAGACAUUCGAUAAGUGCGAGUGCAUCAGAAUUGCAAACGGCUAGAAGAGCGACACCGGUAGAGCCGGAGAAGAUGGCAGCAGCUGAGGGUGGUGAUCAAGUACCAACCACUACGAGUGCUGAUAAAGGUUCCGAAAAAAGCGCUGAAGAAAAAGACACGUCAACUGGGGAAUGUAGUACUCAAGUCGAUGAUGACUGGGAGCGUGAAAUCCUCUCUCCGAUCUGA
Cooperia oncophora is the source of this 882-nucleotide messenger RNA. The record is from the annotation of a GenBank genome assembly. Lineage: Eukaryota; Metazoa; Nematoda; Chromadorea; Rhabditida; Trichostrongylidae.